UAAAAGAAACAUCUAGAAAAAAGUUUCUGAAAAUACUUAGUACUCAAUAGAAAAAAUGGAAAGUAGCCGGAGGUCUAAAUCAGCUAAGGCAGGUCCAAAAUUGGCAAGGAAGUAUGUGGAGAAAAAUAGAAGGAUUUAUAUGAAUUAUCUCAUUAACCAGCUAUAUUCCAUGCUCCCUGCUCAUGCCUCUACGUCUAAGGACAAAGUGGCAGUGCCUGAUCAAGUACAUGCAGCAGAGAAGUACAUAGCUAGCUUAGAUAAGAAAUUGGAGAAGAAGAAGAAGCACUUGGAACAAUUGAAAAUGGGCUCAAAGACAACUAAGGCACGCCCUCAGAUCGAAUUCCAUGAAAUGGGUCCAAACAUGAUCGUGGUUCUGAUAACUGGCCUUGAUAAUUUAGCCACUUUUGAUAACAUCAUUCGAUUAUGCCAUGAGGAAGGUGUUGAAGUUGUGUAUACCAGCUUUCAACUCAAUGGAAACUCUACACUGCAAAUUUCUCAUGAAACAAAGGUGCAGAUCAACAGAAGUUCAACAAUAGAAUUUAGAAGUACAACUCUGUGUGGUAAGAUGAAGGAGUUGAUUUAUGGACCAUCUUGCAGCAAUGAUAUGGAAUCCCAACUACAUUUAUGGGACUACAUAAUUGAAUCUGGACUGAAAGAAUUUGAUGCACUGGAGUUAUUACCAACAAUAAGUCACAUGCAAAAUGUUCAAGAAACCCCUAGCUCUUUGUGGAACUGA
Molecule: messenger RNA, 736 nt
Organism: Lycium barbarum (goji berry)
Lineage: Eukaryota; Viridiplantae; Streptophyta; Magnoliopsida; Solanales; Solanaceae
Product: transcription factor bHLH162-like
Exons: 4
Coding region: 56-736 (226 amino acids)
Biological process (GO): regulation of transcription by RNA polymerase II
Cellular component (GO): RNA polymerase II transcription regulator complex
Molecular function (GO): DNA-binding transcription factor activity, RNA polymerase II-specific; RNA polymerase II transcription regulatory region sequence-specific DNA binding; protein dimerization activity
Source: RefSeq, a predicted model, not a curated record